Messenger RNA from Oncorhynchus keta (chum salmon), 1615 nucleotides. RefSeq names its product kynureninase-like. The coding region runs from base 532 to 1062 and encodes 176 amino acids. NCBI's taxonomy places the organism in Eukaryota, Metazoa, Chordata, Actinopteri, Salmoniformes, Salmonidae. The transcript has 13 exons. Gene Ontology annotation, biological process: NAD+ biosynthetic process. The record is from RefSeq and is a predicted model, not a curated record. Gene Ontology annotation, cellular component: cytoplasm. Gene Ontology annotation, molecular function: kynureninase activity; pyridoxal phosphate binding.
UCUGCCCAAUCGAAAGUAGGAACAACAUUAUAGUCUGUAAUGAAAAAUAACACGACAGUCUAGAAAGGAAGUAGAUCUACAUAGUGUUUCUUCUUCACCCAUAUUGUUUACAGUAUCGAUAAUAAAGCUAGAAAAUGACAUAGACUGGAAUUGAUGAAGUCAACCUCACCGUAAUGGACUCAUUUGACGCUAACUCUCCGCGCAAGGUUCUGGAGCGCGUCUCUACUCUGCUGGGAUGCAGCCAGACAUCGAAUGAAGUAGCCACAUAUCUGGACAAUCACGACGAACUAAAGCAUCUACGUGAACAGUUUCUAUUACCAAAAGUUGCAGAACUCCCUCCUUCUGACCUUACGCUUGUGGAUGGCACCAAGGAAUGCAUUUACUUUGUGGGGAACUCACUUGGCCUCCAGCCCAAAAUGGCCAAGAAGUACAUCGACGAGGAGUUGGAUAAAUGGGCUAAAAUGAGGGUUCACGGCCAUGUGCAAGGCUCUCGACCUUGGGCCAGGGCGGAGAACAAUAUAGAGGGUGCUCAUGGCUAAUGUGGUUGCAAAACGUCACAAAAUCCUUCUUGAGGACAAGGCGUUCCCCUCAGAACAUUAUGCUGUGGAAUCUCAGAUCCAGUUGAAAGGAUAUGACCCUAAGCAGAGCAUGCUGCUGAUGAAGCACAGACCGGGCGAGGAGGUGCUGAGAACAGAGGACAUUCUGGACACGAUAGAAAAGGAGGGAGACUCCAUUGCGGUGGUUCUGUUCAGUGGAGUGCAGUACUACACCGGACAGCUCUUUGAUAUGGCCACCAUCACCAACGCCGGGCAGAACAAGCUCCGGCCUGCUGCCCUUAGCAUCUGGCAUGACAGUGCGUUUUUGCUCUUCCCACUGGGCUGCUACGUUGGAUUCGACUGUGUACACGCAGUGGGCAAUGCAGAGCUGAAGCUGCAUGACUGGGGAGUGGACUUUGCCUGCUGGUGCUCCUACAAGUUGGUGGACUGGCUGGAGCUUUUAUUCAUGAGAAGAAUGCACGUACAGUCAAGCCUGCGCUCACGGGAUGGUGGGGACAUGACUUGAAAACAAGGUUCCGCGUGGAUAAUGAAAUGGAUCUACUACCUGGUAUAAGUGGCUUUCGGCUAUCAAACCAACCCAUCCUGCUGGUGUGUCCACUGCAAGCUAGUUUAGAGGUCUUUGCUAUGACCAGUAUGGCAGCUCUGAGGAAGAAGUCCAGACUUCUGACGGGUUACUUGGAGUGUCUGAUCUAGCACUACUACAACAAGGACGAGUCCCAGCCUCACAAUCCCCACGUCCAUAUCAUCACUCCCUCCCACCCUGAGGAACGAGGAUGCCAACUCUCCCUCUCUUUCUCGGUCCCCAUCGCAGCCGUGUUCCAGGAGCUGGAGAAGAGGGGCGUCGCUUGUGACAUGAGGGAACCCAACGUUCUGCGCAUCGCUCCGGUGCCACUCUACAACUCCUUUAGUGACAGUUCACCGCUUCAUCGAGGGUCUAGGAUCAGCUCUGGCUGCCAGCAAAGAACUACAACAAUGAUAGGAAGUCUUUUUUAUUGUUACCCCACCUUUCGGAGUAUUUUUGACCGUGUCAAUAAAAACGAGUUGUUUUUAUACUGCAA